This is a messenger RNA of Notothenia coriiceps (black rockcod), 1292 nucleotides long. RefSeq names its product paralemmin-1-like. Lineage: Eukaryota; Metazoa; Chordata; Actinopteri; Perciformes; Nototheniidae. The record is from RefSeq and is a predicted model, not a curated record. Bases 127 to 870 code for a protein of 247 amino acids. Gene Ontology annotation, biological process: regulation of cell shape. The transcript is spliced from 2 exons. Gene Ontology annotation, cellular component: membrane.
UGAACAUCAGCUCCUCUUGCUCUGUAAUGUAUUAUUUUCCUACCUUAAAGGCUCCGAUACGCUGUCAUACGUGUUGAUGUUAGAUGUGUGUGUGUUUGUUUCGUUGACCCUCCCCUCCCUCCAGCCAUGUACUCGGUGGAGAUUAAAGUAGAGCGGGACAAAGUGACGGGGGAAACACGGGUCCUCUCCUCUAACACCACACUUCCUGUUGACCUCUCUCACCACGGGGUCAAAGUGUACGAGGACGAGCGGAAAGUGGUCCACGAGAUGAACGGAGAUGACGGCGUCCAGCUGCUCAGCUUCUCCCAGGUGGAGGAGCUCAUCUUUAAAGCAGACGAGGCCUCGGUGGUCUCUCACACCGGAGACACCGUGACCUCCCUCCCCACCGCGGAGGUCCAGGAGGAGGAGGAGGAGAAAAAGGAGGAGAAAGAGGAGGAGAAAGAGGAGGAGGAGGUCCAGGAGCCUGUGGAGAUCCCAGGGGUGGAGGCACAACCGAUUGUCGAGCUAAACGUGGAGGAGGCGAGCGCGGAAAACCCGGUCACGAUGGUGUUCAUGGGGUACCAGAGCGUGGAGGAUGAAGACGAGACGAAGAAGGUUUUGGGCGUUCAGGGCAGCGUGAAGGCCGAGCUGGUGCUCAUCGACGACGGGAAAACAUCACCAGACGAAGCCAAAACACCGACCCUCCCUCCGCCUGCUUCGCCCAAACCGAAAUCUGCCUCCCCCGCGCAAACGCCCGUCUUCACCGACUUGCCGCCCGCUAAUAAACCCCAAGAGGAGGCCGCCAUGACGCCGAGUAACGGGGGAACGCCGAGUGAGGUGCAGGAGAUUAAAAAGGAGAAGCAGCCGUGUAAGUGCUGCAGCAUCAUGUGAUCCUGCAGGAGGCGUCCAUAUUAUAAUCUGGGACAAAAAACUACAAAAACUAAACUCCACCCACUGCCUCAGCCUAACAACAUGACUUCAUUUCCUGCUGUUUUAUAAAACCUUUCUUUACUUUUUCUAUUUCCUUGAAGCCUUUUUACUUUUUUACUCCUCAUGUUGAUUAGCUUAGCGUUAGCAUUAGCCAUGCAGUCAUGAGACCUGUACGACUAACCUCCUCCUCCUCCUCCUCCCCUCUCUCUCUCUCUCUCUCUCUCUCUUUAUAAGCUACAUCAUAUGAAAAAGUGAAUUAAUUUUAGACUUGUAUUUAUUUGAUUUUGUAUGUUUCUCCAGCAGAGUCACAUGAUUCUGUUUGUCGGAGAGUUUCAGCUUUGCUUUUGGUUUUAUAAACGAGAAAAUAAAGUGAGCUGACAGAU